This is a messenger RNA of Alternaria atra, 633 nucleotides long. RefSeq lists its product as uncharacterized. The transcript has a single exon. The coding region runs from base 1 to 633 and encodes 210 amino acids. The record is from RefSeq and is a predicted model, not a curated record. NCBI's taxonomy places the organism in Eukaryota, Fungi, Ascomycota, Dothideomycetes, Pleosporales, Pleosporaceae.
AUGAAUGCACUAGGUGAUAUGUCUCCCACCUUGGAUCCAACUCAACUUGCUGCGGGACAUGCCCCUCCAACGCCUCCGCACGAGAAUGCGCUCGACGAUAUCUACGGUUCCGCGCCCGCCUCACCCACACUCUCCACGAACGUCCUUCAUACUCGCCCCCAUGAAAUCCUCUCAGAUCUCCCGUCCCGUCAGCGUGCACUGGAUACAGAUGCCUACCGCGAAGGUCUAGCGAACAGCAAGGGGCAAUACGUACAAGAAGGCUUCGAUGAAGGUUACUCUCUCGGCGCAAAUCUAGGCUUGAGGGUGGGGUACAUACUGGGAAUCCUACAAGGCUUUGUUGCUGCAUGGAGAGGCCAUGAUGAGCAAGUGCACAAGGAAGUAACACAAGUCUACGAAUCUGCACACAAGGAGCUUGCAAUUGAGGAGCUGCUAGGUCGUCAAUGGGUAGACGAAGAAGGAAUAUGGAAGUGGGGUGUUGUAGGGAAGGAAGAUGAUCCUACGUUUAGGGAGGUUUCGGACCAACAUCCUCUAGUGACGAAAUGGAUGAGUGUGGUUGAGGGGUUCGCAAAGAGGUGGGAUGUUGAUCUCAAGGCUGUCGAGAAGAGUCAAACGCCGCAGGAUGAACAAUCGUGA